AUGAAGUCCAUGCGUGCUGUGACAAUGAGGGCCUUUGGUGAUGUUGACGUUAUGCAUAUUUCAGAGGUUACUGGGGUCAGUUUGUCGCGGCCGAGCGAUGUAAUUAUCAGGGUGAUGGCAGCUGGCGUUAACCGGGCCGACGUGUCUCAGCGACAAGGUCACUACCCACCUCCAAAAGGCAGCAGUGAGAUAUUGGGCAUGGAGGUUUCUGGUGUGGUGGAAAAGGUUGGUGAGAAUGUCAAGCGGUUUAAGGAGGGUGACCGUGUGAUGGCGCUACUCACCGGGGGAGGUUACGCGGAAAUGGCGGUUGCUCAUGAGGGCUCUGUCAUGAAGAUUCCAGAAGGAUACUCGUUUGUUGAGGCUGCAGCGAUUCCAGAGGCAUUUCUAACCGCAUGGCAGGCAUUAAAGCUUCACGGAAACCUACAGAAGGGUCAGCACAUGUUGUUUCACGCCGGGGCCAGCGGUGUUGGAACCGCGGCGUUGCAGCUCGCGGAGAAAUAUUUCCGGGCCACCGCCAUUGCCACCUGUUCGUCUGGAAAAGUUGAGUUUUGCAAGAGGUUUGCGAAGUUUGUCGUUGACAGAUCACCAGAUGCAUCGGGAAAAUGUUUUUCCUCCAAAGUGCGGGACGCUGUGAAGGGUGAGACUGUCAACUUAAUCGUUGAUCCUGUGGUGGGCGGCACGUACCUCCAGGAGGACGGCGAGGUGUUGGCGCAGGACGGAAAAGUUGUCCUACUGGCUUUUAUGGGCGGGGCAAAAGUCUCUCUUGACGUCAUGCCAUUUUUCCGCAAGCGGGCCAGCGUCAUCUUCUCGAAACUCCGGGACCAGACAGAUGAGUACAAGGAGGCACUCGUACGGAGUUUUGAGGAGGAGGUGAUCCCGUACAUGACCAGACGGGAGAUUGUGCCUGUGGUGCAGUGCACAUAUGCCCUUGAAGAAGUCGCUGCAGCGCACAAAUUGAUGGAGAACAAUAAAUCCAACGGCAAAGUCAUACUAACAGUUGGGAAGGCAGAAUGA
Molecule: messenger RNA, 1014 nt
Organism: Trypanosoma cruzi
Lineage: Eukaryota; Euglenozoa; Kinetoplastea; Trypanosomatida; Trypanosomatidae
Product: oxidoreductase, putative
Exons: 1
Coding region: 1-1014 (337 amino acids)
Molecular function (GO): oxidoreductase activity
Source: RefSeq, a predicted model, not a curated record